This is a messenger RNA of Enterobius vermicularis (human pinworm), 402 nucleotides long. The record is from the annotation of a GenBank genome assembly. NCBI's taxonomy places the organism in Eukaryota, Metazoa, Nematoda, Chromadorea, Rhabditida, Oxyuridae.
AUGACCACCAAUUGGCAGUACCCUGAGCAACUGGUCCCUUCAUCUACUAAUUAUGCUAUGAUUCCAGGGUACUCAAAUCCUUGUAGUUAUGUGGCACUGGUUGACGAUAAUUGUUGGCUUCAAAGAAGAGAAGAUACGGAAGCAGAAACAAAGUGUAAGAAAGGUGGCGGUGCUCGGAGGUACAAAACACCAAGCCCACAGUUGCUGAGAAUGCGACGGCAAGCAGCAAACGCCCGGGAAAGGAAGAGGAUGAAUUGCCUGAACGAAGCGUUUGAUCAGUUACGAACCGUUUUGCCUGAAAUGAACAGCGGCAAACGAUUAUCGAAAUUUGAAACGCUUCAGAUGGCACAACAUUAUAUCGACUGUCUAGCCCAAAUGCUGAAAAGAUCAAAAAGCAAAUGA